This is a messenger RNA of Talaromyces rugulosus, 819 nucleotides long. RefSeq lists its product as uncharacterized. The transcript has a single exon. The record is from RefSeq and is a predicted model, not a curated record. The coding region runs from base 1 to 819 and encodes 272 amino acids. NCBI's taxonomy places the organism in Eukaryota, Fungi, Ascomycota, Eurotiomycetes, Eurotiales, Trichocomaceae.
AUGCCCUUUAACCCGACGUAUGCGUCCGUUCUCACUGAGGGCUGUGACUUGCACUACUGGUACCAGGGCUCCGGGCCGUUGCUCGUCUUCGUCGCUGGCGGCGGCGGCAUCGGGCGUCAGUAUAACCCGUUGUUUGAGCACCUCGACCAGAAGUUCACCGUGUGCACGUAUGACCGGCGGCAGACCAACGACAGCCGGGUGACCGGGCAGAAGAAGCUGCUCAACCCGGCGCAGCAGGCGCGCGACAUCAUCGCCAUAUGCAAAGCCCUGGGCCGCGAGAAAACGUGCGUGUUUGGCAACAGCGGAGGCGGAAUCAUCGCGUUCCAGUUUGCUGCCAGCUACCCCGAGUUUCUCGACCGCGUGGUUGUGCAUGAAGCGCCUACGACUGCCCUCCUGGACGAUGCGACGUACCAUCUCAACAGAGCGUUUGAACUUCUAGACGUCUACAGGGCGUCCGGCACCACUGCUGCUUUUCUAGCCUUUAGCACCGAACUGAAGGGCUUCGGGGACCCCUCGGACAUGCAGCUGCAGCGUCCUUCCGAGGAAGACAUGCAGAAUUUCUGGGAAAACGAGUUCCUCCAGUUUACCAUCUACUGCCCGGACCUGAAGAAGAUCACGGACAACAAGGUGUCCAUUGGCGUCGCGGCCGGGGUCAAGAGCGCCGACGCAUUCUAUGCGCGCACGACGAUCCGGCAGUCGGAAAUCCUUGCGUGCCCCAGGUUCCUGGUUGCUGGCCACCAUGGGGGAUAUGAGGUUGAGCCGGAGGAGUUUUCGGCGCAGCUGGUCAAGGCUUUCCAGGUGCUGGACGAAGCACGAUAG